This is a messenger RNA of Diabrotica balteata, 237 nucleotides long. The record is from the annotation of a GenBank genome assembly. Lineage: Eukaryota; Metazoa; Arthropoda; Insecta; Coleoptera; Chrysomelidae.
AUGUUACUCCAUAAUGAUAAUACUCAACAAGGUGUUACAAAUUAUGGAUUACACUGUCAAAAACUCGACCUGCCAGAGAAUGAAAUACGCGAAUUAAUUGAGCAACAAACUUUGGAAGUAACACCAGAAAUUGGUAAAUAUAUAAAGCAAUCCGCUAGGGGCCAAAGUGAUAAUCCAAACUGGUUUGAGGAAAGAAAGUCUCGUCUUACAUCUUCUACUUUCGGUGAGAUAAGCUAG